Messenger RNA from Aspergillus melleus, 459 nucleotides. RefSeq lists its product as uncharacterized. Lineage: Eukaryota; Fungi; Ascomycota; Eurotiomycetes; Eurotiales; Aspergillaceae. The transcript has a single exon. The coding region runs from base 1 to 459 and encodes 152 amino acids. The record is from RefSeq and is a predicted model, not a curated record.
AUGGCAACAGCCAAAAUAGAACAGAAGCUCGGCUACGAGAUGCAAGUCAGCGCCAAGGACGGCAACCUCGCUCAGCUCCAAACCCAGCUCGCCCACUGGGAAGCAGGCAUAACCGGUAACAACCUGACGCAAGAGGAUUAUCUAUGCUCUAAUAUUACGGUCGCCGAGAAAAAGGAAGUCUGCCAGGCGCUCGGUCGCAAGUAUCACCCCGCCGAGCCCAUAGAUUUAAUUUAUAUUAUGCUGAACCGGUUGAUGAUCCAGGUGUCAAGGAGGAAUCAAGUAAAUGUAAUCCAGUACCUUCUGGAAGACAGAAAGUGGCCAGUUUCACGCAUCGCCGUGCAGAGGGCGAUGGAGACGGAUUCUUUUGAUGUCCUGGAGUUAUUUCAGAAAUAUGGAUGGGAGAUCAAUGAGCCGAUAAAGCAGAACCAUUGUACGAUCCUCAGGUGCGUGAAUUUCUAG